AUGUCCGAGGCACUAGGCAAAAUACAAGAACUGGAAAACAAUGUUACUGAUCUUCGACGUGAGAAUCAGCGAUUGCAAGAAGAAUUAGACCAGCACAUAAUGGAAAAGGAGAGGGGUGGUGACACAAAGCUACAAAUGAUUAAGGAAUUGCAGAAAGACGUCAUAAAUGUGACAUCAACUGUUUCCGAAGAACAUUUCCUUGAAGAGGGAAGAUAUUAUCAUCAGAAGCUGCAACUUGUACAAAGCGUUGAACAACUUAUAGCUGAUGUUCGCACACUGACAACUGAAGUACUAAGACUGAACAAAGAAAAUGUAAAUCUGCAGACGAAUUUUGGAAAUCUCUCCAGAGAAAUUUGUGGAAAAUCGCAAUGUCUUGGUCAGAAAACACACGGUGCUUUCUAUGUGUACUAUUCCACCAAUUUCAAGUCUUUUGCUAAGGGGCAAACAUUCAUCUUCGAUACUGUUCUGACAAAUGUUGGGAAUGGAUAUAAUGAAAGAACUGGAAUAUUCAUCGCCCCAACUUCCGGUGUCUAUGCGUUUUCUUGGACAUUGCACGCAGCUGGGGUACACAUGUCUGGGGAAUCUGGACAAUAUGGCGAAAUGGGAGCAGUAUUAAAACAAAAUAGUAUAAUAAGAGGCUCCAUUGUUGCGGAUACUGAGAGAGAGUAUAAUGAAGAUGCUGCUACCGGAUUUGUAAUUUUGAAUCUCGCAGCUGGAGACGAAGUAAAGAUUGUUUCUAAGUUUGAUGGUCAAGGGUCCAUGUACAGUAGCGAUCAAAUGGGCCGAACAACAUUUUCUGGAUUUCUGAUCCAUCCAUAAUUCCUGAGACUUCGGAAGUAAAACUGAAAUGUUCACGGAAAUGAUAUGAUGGAGAACUGAUCUGCCGAUUUGUACGCAACCAUCUUUAUUAGCUACAUGACAUUA
Molecule: messenger RNA, 924 nt
Organism: Saccostrea echinata
Lineage: Eukaryota; Metazoa; Mollusca; Bivalvia; Ostreida; Ostreidae
Exons: 3
Coding region: 1-819 (272 amino acids)
Molecular function (GO): protein binding
Source: RefSeq, a predicted model, not a curated record